AUGCCUACUGACGAUUACAGCUACCUGCCUGAUGCAUUGCCUCCUCUUCCUGAGGUCCCGGACACCGGGUCAGUCCUGAGCUCUGUUGACAUUCCAGCUCGCUGCCUCCGCAACCCGACCUUCCGCCACGCCCCUUCUCGCUACUGCUCUGCCCUCAGCAUGGACUCCUCUCCCGAUAGCGCAGAAAGGCCCAUCAGCUACAGCUCCACCUCUUCCUCUGCGUCCUCCAGGGACAGUCACUGCUCACUGGGCAGCCGUUCCACUCUCGUCACUGCCCCGCACUGUAACCCCGUGACCACAGACCGAGACUCCGGGGCAAUUCGGUUGGAGCUGGUCCCUGCAAGGCAGCUGGGAUGCAGAGAGGAAGACGACAGAAAUGAUGGAGCGAUGGACACAGGGACAGGGCAAGGGAGGUACAGCAGUGGACAGACUCCAGCAGAAAAUUCAGAGCCUGAGCUGAGCCCAGAGGGAGGUGAGCAGGCAAAUCAGGGACAGGGACCAAGAACAUAUGUAGACCGGGUAGUGCAGGAAAUACUGGACACAGAGAGAACCUAUGUACAGGACCUACGCAGCAUUGUAGAGGACUAUUUGGAGUGCAUAAGUAACCAGUCGAGACUGGCCUUGAGCUCUGAGGAUAAAAAGUCACUAUUUGGCAACAUCCAGGACAUCUACCACUUUAACAGGGACCUUCUUCACGAUCUUGAGAAGUGCAAUGCAGACCCUGUGGCCAUCGCAGAGUGCUUUGUAUCCAAGAGUCAGGAGUUCCACAUUUAUACCCAGUACUGCACCAACUACCCACGGUCGGUUGCCGUGCUCACAGAAUGCAUGAGGAACAAGGCGUUGGCAAAGUUUUUCCGCGAGCGCCAAGAAUCUCUAAGGCACUCCUUGCCCCUGGGCUCCUACCUGCUCAAGCCAGUGCAGAGGAUCCUCAAGUACCAUCUACUAUUGCAUGAGAUAGCCAACCACAUGGAGAAGGACACAGAGACCUAUGAGGUUGUGCAAGAAGCCAUAGACACCAUGCAGAGAGUGGCGUGGCACAUCAACGACAUGAAGAGGAAGCACGAGCAUGCUGUGAGGUUGCAGGAAAUCCAAAGCCUUCUCACCAACUGGAAGGGUCCUGAUCUGAUCGGCUAUGGAGAGCUGGUUCUCGAAGGAACGUUUCGUCUGCAGCGAGCCAAAAAUGAAAGAACUCUCUUCCUGUUUGACAAACUUCUGCUAAUUACUAAGAAACGAGAAGAAACCUACACGUACAAGGCUCACAUCCUGUGCUGUAAUCUGAUGCUGGUGGAAGUUAUCCCUAAAGAACCACUGAGUUUCAGCGUGUUUCACUACAAGAACCCGAAACUACAGCACACAGUCCAGGCCAAAUCGCAGCAAGACAAACGCAUGUGGAUCUUACACCUCAAGAGACUCAUACUUGAAAACCAUCCUGCCAAAAUCCCUGCCAAGGCCAAACAAGCUAUUUUGGAGAUGGAUGCAACACAUCACCCUGGGUUCCGUUACACCCCUGACGGUGAAAAGAAGGAUUCUCCUCAAACCAAGGAAGGCCCCACUCCUCGCAGAGGACGAAGAAAAGAACCUCUAUCCAAAUUACUGAAGAAUGCUAAACAAAAUGCGGCCAACACAGACGGAGAAAAACGAACAAGUCUAGGCACGCUGCUUUCUCCGGUGUCCCAGCUGGCUCUGGGCACUAUAGGUCGCAGCCGUAGUCUCAUCAACCAAUCACAAGAGUCCUUAGAUCCUGGCGAUCACUAUGACCACAGUGACCGGGAGGAAGGGGAGGAGUCACAUCAGCAGGACGCUGAUGAUGAGGAUGACAGUGGUCUGGGAGGUGGAAAGAGGCUCCGGGUGCCUGGCAAAGGCAGUAGAAAGAGGCUGAACCCUCAGGCUUCUGUUGAUAGCAUAGAACAGUGGAAAGCUUUCAACAUGAGUCCAUCAGACCUACAGAGAGCCAGAGAAUCCCUAGUACGGGAUGGAAGCCACCACCCACCACUCCUCAGGACACCUCACGUAACAGAGGAACCUCCAGACUCCCCCAUUCCCUCUGUAAUCGUCACAGAAAGUGAUCACUCAGUAAGGAACAUUUGGGCAGAUCAUCAGGCUCGCAGGGCCAUGUUCCCCACCCGCCAGAGAACAAUGCAGCCUGAUGACGAGGAUGAGGACAUCUACCAGAUGUUUGUUCCCACAGAGCCAAAUGGACCAGAACCUGAAGUGCCUUCAGAGAGGUCAGAGGCUACCUCAUCGCCCAGGACAGCUCGACCCUGCAGCUGGCAUGUAGAACAGGUGCCCACAGUGCAGAUUGAACCUCCACCCAGUGGUAGCAGAGUCCUGCGGCGGGCGAGCAGUGUGGGAGAGAAGGCUACGGAGGCUCGAGGGAGUCCUGAAGACGACCAGGCCAGUCACAGCAACCUGGAAGUGAUCCACACUGAAUCAUCCAGCAAUGACAUAUCUGGAUCAUCCUCAGCUGAGCAGCUGACGAUGGACGAUAUUGAAAAUAUAUAUGACAACAUCAGCUAUGAGGACCUAAAGAGCAUGGGCCUCAUCAGAAGAGACCCUGAAGAAAGCCAGUUGCAGAAAGAUACAUCUACAGAUGCACAGGGUUCCCAGAGUGAGGCAGAAAGAGCAGUAAAUGUUCCAGAGGUCAAAGAGUCCAUGACCGAACCAGACAGUCUGUCAGAGGACAAUAAGUCAUUAACACAUGAGGGGAAGUCAUUUGGGACAUGUGAGCUCAAAAUAGUGGAGGAGGAGAAUAUCUAUGACACCAUCCGUUUUAGGGAGCCACCAUCAACAAAGGUCAAGGAAACAAAUGAAGGUGAUAAAUUAAAACAAGAGAGGGACAGUCUCCUGGUGUCAGAACAAGACCUGACUGCAAGUCUUGGAGCAUUUGUUUCUGAGGAGAGCCCCCACUUUAGAGAGGAUGAAGGACCAUCCCCCUGUCUUGCCCCAUGUUCUUCUGAGCCAGAUUUUUCCUCUUCUUCCGCCUCUGAUACCUUUUCCCAGAGCUCACAGAAAAGCGAUAAGAUGUCUGAGCAGGUCGAUGAUCUUUGGAAUGACUUGGAAAACUACAUCAAGAACAACGAGAAGAAAGCUGAUCGACUCCCUGCUGCAUUCCCUGUGAGUACCAGUGAGUCCCCGAAGAAGCCUUCAUCUGUCAAAAACAGUCCUGUGACGAACGCUCCUGUAGAUAGUCCUCGUGCAGCUAGUGGGCCAACCAAGAGUCCCCCAGCACAUCAGUCCAAGCCCCCACCUGUGACCUCCACACCCUCAUUCACCAUCCCAGUUAUCAACCUUCCUGAACAAAGUGAAGGUACUACUGAAGAAGAAAACCACAGCCCUUCUCUGGCUUUACGCCCCCUUCCUGUCACCCCAGAGCCGGUCCCCCCAGAGCCUGUCCCAGGAACAGUGAAGAGCAUCCGCAACAGACUGGCUCGUCUCAGCAGCGGCAGCUUUCGCCUGGAGGACGAUGAUCUGGUGGAGCUUCCCCAACGAAACACCCCUCAGAGAGAGAAUGCACUCAAGGACUUUCACAGUUUGUUCCCGGGGGAGCUGGCAGGUCUGGACUCACCCUUGGCAUCCUCCUCUCUUCUGCUGGGUGAGUCUGUGGACUUUCCCCUGGAACUGAUGGACAAAACUAAGAGCCGUGUGUUCCUCAUGGCACGACAGUACAGCCAGAAGAUUAAGAAAGCAAACCAGCUGCUGCGCAUGAGGAGCAUGGACCCUGGGGACUCGUGUAGUCGGGCCAGAGCAGAGAAGAAACAGAAAGACCUUGCAGCCAUCUUAGAGGAGAAGAAACAAGGAGGUGCAGCCAUAGGUGCAAGGAUAGCAGAGUACUCCCAGCUCUAUGACCAGGUGAUGUUUAAGGAUUCCCCCAGUCCAACCUCUGCUACCCCUCAUCAUUCUCAUCCAGGUCUGUCGUCCUCUCCGUCCAUGCCUGAGACCUCUCUGGAAGAGGACUGGCUCCACUCCACCUACAGCAACGGAGAGCUGGCCAGCUUUGUGUCCUUGUCUAGCGAGGCGGGGGACGCUCGAGCGUCUUCUACUCCUCAGCGCAGGCUUACUUCGGCCUGCUCUACCCCUUCUUUUUUCCCUCCAUCUCCAACCACUCCGCCAUCACAGAGAUGGAGCUCAUGUGUGUCGGCGCCUAGCGAGAAAGAAGAGCACGUGUACAGUUCCAUUAAGAGACAUCCAUCCUUUAAUGCACCAUCUUUGCCCUCAAAGUCCUCCCCUUCUGCUCAGUCAGUCAGUUCUAUGGGCAGCCAGCAGCAGGACAACAACCAGUCUGGACUUAAAUGUAAUGGACUCAAUGAGGAUCGAUCCACAGACAGACUUCAUGGUCCAAGUCUAGGCCGAGCUGGCCGGCAAAGUAGCCUCCCAGAGCGGUCUACCCAGGGGCUUUCAGAGCUCACUUUGCAUGAUGGCCAGAAGGUGGUGGUCCUGAAUCGGGCUUCUGCACUGAGCAUACUCACCGCUACCCAGAACUACCUGGCCAACUUCAAGGACAAUGGGGAAGAUGACGACGACUAUGUCGAAAUCCGCUCAGAGGAUGAGAGUGAACAAGAGCGAGACCGGUUGGCAGAGAAGAAUGGCAGCUCAGCCGUUCUUGCUGGUCAGAAUCGGGGUCCCGUCCAGUCUCAGAGUCUGCCGUGCACCCCGAUUCGCUCAUGUGACCCGCUGAGAUCUCUGGACCACGAGCAUCUGGAAAAGUACCUGUGGAACGAGCCGCAGCAGAGCCAGCCCAACAUCGUCCAGUCCCUGAGGGAGAAGUUUCAGUGUCUGAGCUCCAGUAGCUUUGCCUGAGACUACAUGUCAACUAAAAGCCAAAUAUAUAUUAACUUACAGCAUAUAUCAACAAAGGGAACAAUGCUGCUUGGCCUUGAACACCCUACAUCAUAAAACACAAACAACUAUAAAGAAAAUAUAACAACUCUCGGUGUAGAUCAGCCAUGUUUGUAAUGACAUGUUAAUGCCUUUGCCUUCUGUUACAAUACUUCAAAGUUUAACAUAAUAGGCUACUAUUAAUGGUCAAAAUGCUACAUCAAAGCUUGCAUGUAAGCUGCCUUAGCACUUCCAGAGAUCGGGGGAUGGGGGUUUGCAAGGUGUUAUCAAAGCAAAGUUCUCAGCUGUCGGUGAGAGGAGUCCAGUGUGACUGAAGAGAGUUUAAUAUUCAAACUCUUUGAUUGCUUUAUUUGUGGACCUUGUAGACAUAAUUGGAGUGAACUGUUGUACAGUAGUUCAGGAUACUGACUGAGAUGUUCUCUUUUCUGUGCUCGAGAUCUUAGACUUACUCAAACAUCUGGUGGUCUUUAGACAGAUUGUGACCUACCAUGUCAGAAGUACCUCUUCAAUCGUCGUCUUAAGGUUAUUUUAACUGCACUUUCACCUCUAGUUAAUAUUUACCCGUAUAGGAGAGGUGACCCCAGAGUCGCGGCUAGUGUUCUAAACCUUGCUUACAGUAUCAAACGGUUCAGAACGAGCAGCUUUACAAAUACACACUUCAAAUUUUGCAGUCUUCAGAUGUGCUACUCAGGCUAGAUUCUUCACCUUUAGGUGGCUACCGCGGGAUCCGAUAGAUUAAGUAUAACUAGACAUAGACUUGUAAAUCUAUUUGAAGUUACUGUACGUCACUCUGCCUGCCACCUUUCUAGGGUAUCGUGCUUUAAAAAUCAAGAGAAGAUGCUGAUAUUUUAGAAGAUCAAUAAGAAAAGAUAGGAUUAAAUAUUUAUUUUGAAUCUGUGAGCAAAUCAAAUGUUUGUUUUUUUUUGUUUGUUUGUUUUUUUUUGUUUUUUAACGUGUAAACGUUUGGGGCCAUUCAUCGUGCACAGCUAAAUGUUCAUCCCAAUAAAUAAAUUGUGCUUGUGUGUGUGUGUAUUUUUUUUAAUCAUAUUUUAACCUUUGGUUUUUAAGAGGGACCACAAAGGAAAGCAUAAAGGAGCAUUACAACAGUACUGUAUAUGGUGUAGUUUUUUUUUUUGUUUUUUUUUUAACUCAUGGAACAGCAGCUGUUUGUUUACCUUGUUUACGGGACACUCCCAACUGCCACACUACUGAUACGACAUCCUGACUCACAGAAAGUCACAUUUGAUAGUUUAAGGUUCAAACGCCACAUUUGUUUCCUCCUUUCAAAGCAAAACCCAAGAGUUGUGCCACACUUGUUUUCAUUUCUCAAUGUGUCCUAUUUAUUCAAAAACCAUCCCCACCCAUUACUGCCCCGCGAGCCACCGGCUGGUUGUAAAUGAAACUAGAAUAUAUUUAUUAAAAGAUGGUUUUUAUUAGAAUUUAGGAGCUCACAAAAUUUGUAUCAAAUACUGUGAAUAUUAUCAGAAGAUGUUUCUAUCGCGCACUGCUUGAUGAAUACAAAAACACGAAACAUUUGAAAAAGCACAACAUCAUGGCCUGUUGUUCACAUCAGGAAAAUUGCACCAAACACAAGUUAGGACUAUGAAGUAUUUGUGUUCCAUUGUACAUUUUUGUCCUGUUUCACUGGUGGGGAUUGUCAGUUUUCAUUGACUUUUUUUUUUCCCUCUUUUGCACUUUUGUCCAUUUUUUUUUACGUUGAAUUUGUAAACACUUUGUAAAGAUGUACAUUUUAGGAGGGUUAUUCUUCUAUGCCAUAGGUAUGCUUUUAAAUGCUUUGAUGUUUAAGUUAAGUCUACUGUAUUUUUUUAACUGGCUAGUUGUCAUGGCUCAACAAACUGU
Molecule: messenger RNA, 6696 nt
Organism: Archocentrus centrarchus (flier cichlid)
Lineage: Eukaryota; Metazoa; Chordata; Actinopteri; Cichliformes; Cichlidae
Product: pleckstrin homology domain-containing family G member 1
Exons: 17
Coding region: 1-4797 (1598 amino acids)
Biological process (GO): intracellular signal transduction
Molecular function (GO): guanyl-nucleotide exchange factor activity; small GTPase binding
Source: RefSeq, a predicted model, not a curated record